AUGAAACACAAAAGAUUUGAAGAAAAUAUUUUAGUUGAUGAAGCGUAUACAAAUUACAGUAGACCAGAUAAAAAUGAAGAUCUUAAAAAAGGCUCGGGUAUCGCAAAACAUUUUGCAGAAAGCUUGGAAUACGGAGAAAGGAAGAAAUGGUAUCACCAGAUACCAGAGGAACCAACAGUGACCAACAAAACUCUAACUCAAGAUCAAAUUGAGGAACUCCGGAAAGAAGCAAACAGUGCUCUUCAUGGUGACACAUUGGCGUAUGAAACAAAAUCAAACAGAAAUGGUUCAUCAGAUCAUCAGUGGGCAAGAACACUUCUAAACAAAGGUGCAAUCGGUGACAGGGUUGCUGCAGCUACUAUUUUGAUACAAGACAGUCCUAUUUACAACUUGACAGCAUUAAGAAACUUAGUCAACAAUGUAAAGCCGGCCAAAAAGAAGGAUGGAAUUGUAAUAAUAGAUGCUCUAUCCGAACUAUUUAUUUCGGAGCUGUUGGUUCCCGACAUCAAACUGCGCACAUUCGAACAACACUCACUGGCACAUCUAGACGAGAUGACUUCGGGAAAUAAGCAAGCACGCAGAAAUAUACUCAAGUAUUGGUAUUUCGAGGAUCAACUGAAAGAGCUAUAUGGAACAUAUGUCGAGGCUUUGAACAAGUUUGCCCAUGACUCCGUUGAGGCUAAUAAGGAGAAAGCAGUUAGUGCAAUGUCAUAUUUGCUGAUGCAUCAUCCAGAAAGAGAGAAGAUGCUGCUCACGAAUAUCAUAAAUAAACUCGGUGACCCAUCACAAGCUGUAGCUUCGAAAGUUAUAUACCACUUGUGUCAGCUCCUGUUUAACCAUCCCAAUAUGAAAGGUGUAGUCCUGGCUGAUAUAGAGAAGAUGUUGUUUAGGUCAAACAUUUCCCCUCGGGCACAAUAUUAUGGCAUCUGUUUUUUGAAUCAGUUCUUUCUCGGGAAGGACGAUUGGAAAAUAGCGGAGAAUCUCAUCCGUAUUUACUUCUCUUUCUUUAAGGCUUCUAUUAAGAAGGGUGAAAUCGACUCACGUCUAAUGUCAGCUAUCUUGACGGGAGUCAAACGAGCAUACCCGUUCGCAGACAAAGAGAGACUGGCAUCAACAACCGAACAUAUUAACGCUGUUCAUCGUCUAGUGCAUCUCGCCGGACUGAGUGUAGCUGUACACGCGCUUGCUUUGUUGUUUCACAUAAGUGAUGCCUCGGAAGGGACUUCGGAUCGAUAUUACACAGCGUUGUAUCGCAAAUUAACGAACGCGGAAAUUUUCAAUACCACCCAUUCCGCUCUUCUCUUCUCACUCAUCUACAAGUCGUUGAAGCAGGACAAAAAUAUCGAAAGAGUGACGUCGUUUAUAAAGAGACUCCUCCAGUUGUGCUGCUACAUGACACCAGCUCAAGCUUGCGGGAUGUUGUUUCUGAUAUCUCAGGUCUUGAAGGACGGGGCUAAAAAAGACGCUAUUAAACUUGUGUGGAGUAAGAGGGAGCUUAAGGAAGAGGAAGUAAAAGAAGAACAGCAGAAACAAGAGGACGAACAUGAAACAGCAGAUGUAAACGAUUCAGUAAACACGAGUAUAGAAACUGUAGAGAAGGAAGAAAAAGAGAAAGUUGAACAGAAAAAAAUCGAUCUUUUGCGUGGUGACAAGAGAGAUCUGUUAAUGGAUGACGAUGAAGAGGAGGCUUAUGUGGACUUGAAAAUAGACGAAGAAGGAAAUAUAAAGCCGAAAAAGCGACGUUCUACGGCAGUGACUGGAUGGUUCCACGCAAAGGUGAAGACCGAAGGGAAUGAAGCGGGCCAAAUAGAACAAAAGGAAGAAAAGGAUGUUAAAGAUAAAGAGAUUAUUACGAAGAUACAACUUAAGAGGGCCGCUAAUAUGGAUAAGGUGAUCUCAGAAUACAACCCAUACGCUCGUAAUCCGACUUUCGCUGGAGCGGCUUGCUCAGCUUACUUCGAACUUUUACCCCUGUCAAGGCAUUUUCAUCCCACCGUCAAAUUGUUUGCUGAAAAAUUGCUUCGUGAACAAAUAAUUCAGUACAGUGGUGAUCCACUCAAGGAUUUCGCCGGAAUACGCUUCCUGGACCGUUUCGUUUUCAAGAAUCCAAAGAAGCGUACAGAAGCGCAACAAGAUGGCGACGUCAAGAAAGUCAAGGGAUCGCAUCCUAAAUUUGCUAUUAGAAAGAAUUACUCUGCUAAAGGAUUGAAGUCAUUACCAGUUAACUCGUCGUCGUACUUGAACGAGGAUGCCAAGAAAAUACCCGUGGACGAGAAAUUCCUUUAUGAUUUCCUACAGCAACGUCGCGAAGCAAAGGCUUCGGACGACGAGGACAGCGAUGCAGAUUCCGUAACCAGUGAGGACUUUGAGAAGUAUCUGGACUCUGUCACAGGAAACAAGGGUCAAGAUUCCGAUGAGGAACUGGACUACUUGGCGGAGAUGGAAGCGGCGAAGCAAAAGCCAAGCGCGAAGAAGAAAGGUGAUGAUAGUGAUGACCAAUUGGAUGAGGAUGAUGAUGAAGAUGUUGACGAUGAAGGUGGAGGCGAUUUGGACGAUGAUGAAAUGGAUGAAGUUGAUGGGGAACUGAAUAUAUCUGCUGAUGAAGACGAACCGGCUCUAUCUGGUGAUGAAGACGAGCUACUUCUACAAGGUAGCGAUGAAGAAGAUCAAAUAGAUGUUCCUGGCAAGAAAUCUGGAAAGGGCAAGUUAAAAAUGAAACUCAAAGGCAAAGAAGAUUUAGGAUCACUGUUUGCGUCAGCUGAGGAGUUCUCUACUCUGCUGGAAGACACUGCAACGAACAAGUAUCAGGGCUCGAGCCAGGCUGUCUCCAAUGCCGACAAUGCUAGUAAGAAACAGUUGGCUUGGGAAGAAAAACGUGACCGAUGGAUCAAGGGAUACAACAGAAAAAUUGUUGGAAACAAAAAAGCAGGCAAAACUAAAAAAUUCAGUAGUAAACAGAAUGACAGAGCUAAUUUCGGUAAAAUGGCUGCCAAGAAGAAAGGCGGGAAACGAAAAGGCGGAAACGUAGACUGCGCUGGUGGCAAGAGGAAGAAGGUCAAAUAA
Parnassius apollo (apollo) is the source of this 3063-nucleotide messenger RNA. The record is from the annotation of a GenBank genome assembly. Lineage: Eukaryota; Metazoa; Arthropoda; Insecta; Lepidoptera; Papilionidae.